Podarcis lilfordi (Lilford's wall lizard) is the source of this 3505-nucleotide messenger RNA. NCBI's taxonomy places the organism in Eukaryota, Metazoa, Chordata, Lepidosauria, Squamata, Lacertidae. The record is from the annotation of a GenBank genome assembly.
UGGGAACUGAAAACAACAACAACAUAUGGGUAAGAACAUGGGAUAAAAGCCACUUGUAGUGCGGUGUAAUACACUGAGAGGGAGAAGCAAUUUGGAAAAGAAGGAACAGGUAAGGUUGCCACUAUUAUUAUUAGUAUUAGUAUUAGUAUUAGUAUUAGUAUUAGUAUUACUGUUGCAGCUGCCGCUAAUUCCACUACUGUUGCUGUUGCUGCUGUUUAUGAAUGAAUGUAUACCUCACCAAAUACCCCUGAUGAGACCCUCAUGAGUCCCUCAUGAGCUGAACUGAAAAAGAUGAGAAAUGCCCACACGGUGCAAACAAGACCUCUCUGUUUUAUUCCCUAGGGUAAUUUACAAGCUUUUCGAUUGGAGCAGUCAUGUCCAAACAGCACCUCUUCCUUGCAGCCUUCCUCCUCCUUCUCCUCCAACUUCCACCAACAACUCCCAGCCCCUGCCAAAUAUUCCACAGAUCCAUCUGCAUGAAGCAGGACAGCUUUGUGCCCGGCCACAGCUUCAUUGGCGAGGGGGUGGACAUCACCUCACUGGAGAGAAAGGGAGCGUUUGUGGUGGACACCAGCCAAUGGCAGGGCCCCAACGGGACGUGCAUCCUCUGCCGGAAUCCCUUGAUGAAGGGGAAGCUGCAGAAACUCCCCUUGGCUGGCGUGGACUGGCGAGUACUUCAUACGUGUCAUCAGGAUGUCAGCAGCUCCAUUGAGAAUUUGGAUGUGGAUGUCGCAAAUUCAGUGGCCAAGGAGGUGAAGAACGACUGGAAAGCAGAGCUGGGGUUAGGCACAGUGUUAAGCAAAGCAGGGCUGGAGCUGCCUAAGAUGCGGGUGGCCCUUGCUGGAUCUCACUCCCGGAUGGCUAUUUAUGCACAUGAGAAAUCCCGCCAGGACAGCCAUAUUUUUGUGAGGCAAGAGGUCUCCUGUGCAUACUACAGGUGAGCACCAGUACCCUACAGAGCCAUAGUUGGCUGGUCAGAGUAAGUAAUAAGAUAAGAGCCAGUGUGGUGUAGUGGUUAAGAGCGGUAAGACUCGUAAUCUGGUGAACCGGGUUCGCGUCUCCGCUCCUCCACAUGCAGCUGCUGGGUCACCUUGGGCUUGUCCCACUUCUCUGAAGUCUCUCAGCCUCACUCACCUCACAGAGUUUGUUGUGGGGGAGGAAGGGAAAGGAGAAUGUUAGCCGCCUUGAGACUCCUUAGGGUAGUGAUAAAGCGGGAUAUCAAAUCCAAACUCUUCUAUAGGGGUCCUUGAUAGAGACAGCCCGUUUCGUUGAAGUGCAAUAUGCUGUAAAGUUACCAACAUUUGACAGCAGAAAAUUGAUACAUGUGUUUUAGGUAAAAUCAGUGUUUUUGUGCUUCUCGUUUUCUGAGUUGCAAGAAUUUCAAGGAAGCCUUUACGAGGGGAAGAAGUAUCUUUGGGAGGAGGAAGAACACCUGACUCCCCCCAAAGUAGCCAGGGAACUGUAGUUUCCCCCUCACAAAGCUACAAUUCCCAGCACCCUUAAUAAAUAACAAAUUUCAGGAUUGUUCAGGAUGAAACUCUGAAUUGGCAAAUAUAUGUUUUGUUCUAAUAUGGGGAAAUUGAAAUGCUUAAUAGAUAUGGAGCAAUUAAUUUCAAGGCCAGCAAUGGCAUAAAAACCAUAUAAAUUUUCACAAAGGGGAGAGAUUGCUCGCUUGGGAUUGGACAACAUUACAAUGAUGUCAUUAGCAAAUGAACCUAUGGAAUGUUCUACUCCCAGAAUGCAUACCCCCUUGAUAUUAGAAGUGGAUCUAAUUCUUUUAUCCAGAGUUUCUAUGACAAAUGCAAAUAGCACUGGGAACAAACAAUGCCCUGACUUCUCUUAAAGUAGAUAACCCAUUUGUGACUGUUUCUGAUGACAACCCCAAGUAUUGUUGGCCAAUUAAGUAUAAAAUUGUUUCCUGAAAUAAAAAAUAAUAAUUAAAACAACAUUUCCAGAAACACCCAUUACACACUGUCAAACUGUGAAUGUGUCUAGAGAGAUAAAUAAUUUCCAAAUUCUUUAUCUUUACCCUUUGGAUCACGUCAACAAUGUUCCGUCUAGGAAUAAAGCCUGUCUGAUCAGUAGAUAUAAAUAAACUAAUAUGUGCAUUUUAUCCUGCAAACUAUAACUGCCAAUAACAAUUUAUUAGGCUGCGUCCCUGACCAUUGGCCAUGCUGGCUUGGGCUGAUGGGAGCUAGAAUAAAAAAAAAUAUGGACUCCUCAGGCUUCUCUUCUGUCAUACAGAUGGAAGUAUGUGGUUGUGGAUAACACUAUUUAUCUUUGCUUAUUCUGCUCCUCCUUUUUUCUUCUUGAGCAGGCUGAGACUCCGCCAUAGACGCUCACUCCUAGCCUCCCAUUUCUCCCGCGCUCUGGCCAGUCUGCCAAGGAGGAAUAACUCUGAGGAAUACCAGCAUUUUAUUGACAUCUAUGGCACCCACUACAUCAGCAAUGUGCAGGUGGGCGGGCGAUUGCGCCACCUGCUGGCUGUGCAGACAUGCAAGAUGGCCCUGUGGGGGAUUACCGCUUCCAGCUUUGAGAGCUGUUUGGGCUGGGAGGUUUCUCUGGGACACAAGUGGUUAUUCGGGUCCGCUUCCCUGAGUUCUAAGUGUGAAGAUCUCCGGAGGACUUACACUCGUGGAAUCUUCCACGAUGCUUACGCCAAGCAGCGCACUGAAAUUGUGGGAGGAGAGAAGCGAGCAGAGAUUCUCUUCUCUAAACCUGGAGCCCAGAACUUCUCUGCAUGGAUGGAGAGUGCAAAAACAAAGCCUGGGCUGGUUUCCUAUUCUCUCCUACCCUUGCACACCUUGUUGAACCAGAGAGACCCAAGGAGGGAUUUGCUGAAGCAAUCCAUUGUGAACUAUAUAAACCAGAGAGCCCUGAAGAGGAACUGUUCACAACCGUGUCCACGCUGGAGCUCUCAGAGCUCAGAUGAGGAAUGCACCUGCCGCUGUCAUCACGGCAGCUUCCACAGCAAUAUGUGCUGUGCCUGGGAGCGGGGCAGAGCACAUCUCAAAUUUAUUGUUCACAGAGGAUACAACCUUAGGGGUAACUGGUUAGGUAUCACUGAUGGUUAUGUCAAAAUUUUCUUCCACGGUCAGGAAAGGAGGACCAUCGUCAUCCCACAUAACAAUAACCCCUGGUGGACUGAACCUAUUGAUUUUGGGGCUGUCACACUGUCAGGCCACGACGUCUUUGAGGUGCAGCUCUGGAACAAAAACCUGCGGGGUGAUCGUAUUUUAGGCCACUGUGGCCAUAACCUGCAGGCUGGAGCUGGUACUGUCUGGCACAAAUGUCCUGCAACACAUGGGCACUUUGAUUAUUAUUACACGCUGGUUUGUGGUCACACAUUGAGUGGCCCUUCCUGUCAUAAUUACGUCCCCUUACGGCUGCCCACUUCUUAUUUCAAUUAGUUCCCUCCCCAACCAUCCUUUUCCAUAUGUUUCAGGACCUUAUGCUGAAGAAGUAGGCAGGUUCAUUGAAAAAAUCAGCCAAAGUUACUUAACAG